AUGCAGAAUAUGCUCAAUUUUUUUUGUCCACUACAUACAUGCAGAAAAGCAAUUCUGAGAAAGAUUUACCCAGCAGAAGAAGUUGAUGCUGAAAUUCAGGCUUUACAGGAAUCAGUUGCAAUGGAAUUGAAGGAAGCUGAAUCUUCAGAAAAGAUAAGUAUGAUGACACUUUUAAAAACUACAAGUGUGAGAAGAGGUUUGUAUGCAGGAAUGGGCCUUCAAAUAUUCCAACAAUUUGUAGGAAUCAAUAUCGUAAUGUACUUCAGCCCAACUAUUGUUCAACUAGCUGGUUUUGCAUCUAAUCAAACCGCAAUGCUUCUGUCUCUUAUCACUGCUGGGUUGAAUACGUUUGGUUCGCUUAUAAGCAUAUAUUUCAUUGAUAAAACCGGGAGAAAGAAGCUAGCUUUGAUUAGUUUGUUUGGAGUUGUCUUAUCACUUGUGCUUCUUACUGUCACUUUCCGACAAACCGAAACUCAUUCUCCAAUGAUAAGUGAAAUAGAAACUUAUCGUUUCAACAACACCUGUCCUGCUUUUACUCCUUCUCGUGGCGGAUGGGACUGCACAACGUGUUUAAAGGCUUCACCAAAAUGUGGAUUUUGUGCAUCUGACUCUAACAAGAAGCAAUUAGCAACCACCAAAAGAGGAUUUCGUGAAAUGCAAUUUAGAUGUGGCAAUGUUUGAGGUGCAAAGGUGUUUUGGUAUUAGUAUGUGUAUUUGAAACUCUAGGCGCCAUUUCUUAAUGGCAGUAACAUGUUGGCAUGAAGGCAGCUCCCCUCCUCAAGAAGUGGAAGCAAUAUAGGACUACGUAAUGCUAUUUCUUGGCUUGGUAGAUUAGGCUUAUCAAAGGUGUUUAUAGAACUAGAUUGUAAACUUGGUGAUUGAUAGCAUAGUCGAUAGGAAGACCAACCAAGUGGAGUUUGGUUGUAUCAUAUCUGAUUGUCAAGCUCUUUUACAACAACAUCCAAACUUUAGAAUUUUGCUAUGAGACAA
Molecule: messenger RNA, 990 nt
Organism: Medicago truncatula (barrel medic)
Lineage: Eukaryota; Viridiplantae; Streptophyta; Magnoliopsida; Fabales; Fabaceae
Product: probable inositol transporter 2
Exons: 2
Coding region: 1-681 (226 amino acids)
Biological process (GO): myo-inositol transport; transmembrane transport
Cellular component (GO): membrane
Molecular function (GO): myo-inositol:proton symporter activity
Source: RefSeq, a predicted model, not a curated record